CCAGUCUGACUGGCUUGAUUAACAUUAAAACGCCACAAUUACAUCAAUCGUUCCCCUCUCUGCUCUGCCGAGUUUGACGACUAAAACUAUAGAGAGAACGCAAAAUUAUACCUUAAUUGGACAUUUAAGGUGACUUAAAACAUCUCGACGAGGAAUACGACGGUCUUUAUAUCUUUAUAAAGGUCUUUGUCCUUCUGCUACGAGACAAAAUGGGGCGUAUCUUCCUGGAUCACAUCGGAGGGACUCGCCUCUUCUCUUGCGCCAACUGUGACACCAUCCUGACCAACCGAGCUGAACUCAUCUCCACACGCUUCACCGGAGCCACCGGCCGAGCUUUCCUGUUCAACAAGGUUGUGAAUCUGCAACACAGCGAGGUGCAGGACAGAGUCAUGCUGACGGGGAGACACAUGGUGCGGGACGUCAGCUGCAAGAACUGCAACAGCAAGCUCGGCUGGAUGUACGAGUUCGCCACGGAGGAAAGCCAGCGCUACAAGGAGGGCCGAGUCAUCCUGGAGAGGGCGCUGGUGAGGGAGAGCGAAGGCUUCGAGCACGUUCCCUCCGACGCCUCCUGAUUUCGCUUCCGUUGUCGCCACGAUGCUCAAUCAGUGCAUAGUACAGCUUUCCCUCCAGCAGCAGCAGUGCAUGGACUUGCAUGGGCAGUGUUCCAUUUGUGAGUAGAGCUACACCAAAAUAAUAUCACUAGCAGGGUGUUUUGUGGGAAAAGUUGCAGGACAAGUGAUGGAUAUUUCUCCAAAUUGCAAACAUCUGGGGAUUUCUCCUGAGAAGGGAAAUACCAUUGAUUCACUGCUCAUUUAAAAUCACCUACAGUUUCAGUGUGUGCCCAACAGGCUGUGGUGUUUUUGAUGGGAUGUUGGCUGCUGUCAGAUGAAGAGGAUUUGCUCCUGUAGCCGUACAAGAGGCUUCGACAGAUAGGGCUUGAAAUGUGGAAACUUAACUGGACCAGUUGAGACUAUUGAUGCUGUCUGAUUUAGUGAAAUGUUUUUGCUUUAAGAGUUAGUUACUAAGCUACAAGAUAUUCCUUUCCUCGCAAGUGGUACGAGCAGUUAUUUAUGUAUCCAUCCAGCAUUAUCUGUAAUACAAUAAAUAUAGACAAAAAAAAAGCCAAAACUGUAAUAAUUUAUUAUAUUGUUGAUGUUACUUUCUUUGAAACUUUUUUUCUUUUCAACAUAUGCAUUUCAGUAAUAUGUGUCCAUUCUGUUCUAGCCAUGUGUGUUCCUCAUUUGUACAGCAUUUGAAUUAUAUUUCAUUUAAAAACAAAAAAGCAAAAAAAAAAAAGAAAAAGUUUUAAAAUGUUUGUAUUCACUUGUGGCAUUUCUUCUUCCUUUGUGAAAAAUAAAACAUCGUUCAUGGUUUAAA
Molecule: messenger RNA, 1377 nt
Organism: Mugil cephalus (flathead mullet)
Lineage: Eukaryota; Metazoa; Chordata; Actinopteri; Mugiliformes; Mugilidae
Product: protein yippee-like 5
Exons: 3
Coding region: 210-572 (120 amino acids)
Source: RefSeq, a predicted model, not a curated record